AAAGGCUCAAAAAACAAAACACAGAUAGACAGAGUGUAAGCAGCAAAGCACAAAUAACGGCGGCGUUCAACGCCGUCGUCAUAGUAUAUAUACUCCGUUUUCAACGGUCCGACUUCCGUUUUCAACCACAUUUUAUUCUCCCCAUACAUAGGAAAACAACCACGCAUUUACAUACAAAAUCCCCAGAAAACAAAUAUAGCAGAUUGAAUUCACUUCACUUCUUUUAUGGUUGCUUGCUUCUUCCGGCAGCUAUGGUGGAUUAGGGUUUUACCUUCUUAAUUAACCUCAGCUUAACCCAGAUUCUGUUUUUCAUUUUUUUCAUUUUCAAUUUAUUUGUAAAGGGUCAAAAAAAGAAUGAAGCUAAAGAGUGAGACUGUUCGCUCGGCAAGGCUGCUGAAGUAUGUGUUCAUGGGGUUAUUAGUGUUUCUGGGAUUUGUUUGUUUGUACAAUAGCUUGCUGUUUUCCACUGGUUUGCCACGUGGCGACGAAUCAUUUGAGGACGGCGUUGACCCCGUUACCGGCAGAUUUGUUGCCAAAAAGGAUUUUGAUGAACUGUUUGUUGACGACGAAGAGCACAAUCCUGAUAUUCCGAAAAGAAUUCCGGUUUGUGAUUUGAGAUAUUCGGAGUUGAUUCCGUGUUUGGAUAGGCAUUUAAUAUACCAAAUGAAACUUAAGCUCAAUUUGACCUUAAUGGAGCACUAUGAAAGGCAUUGCCCGCUUCCAGAGCGCCGCUUCAAUUGCCUUAUCCCUGCUCCCAUUGGCUACAAGAUCCCAAUUAGAUGGCCUGCGAGUCGUGACCAAGUCUGGAAGUCAAAUAUACCCCACACACAUCUCGCACGGGAGAAAUCGGAUCAGAAUUGGAUGAUUGUGGAUGGGGAGAAGAUUAAGUUUCCAGGUGGUGGAACUCAUUUUCAUAACGGAGCUGACAAAUACAUUGUAGCUAUCGCAGGGAUGCUUAAGUUUCCUGGUGAAAGACUCGAUCACGGUGGCCAUAUUCGAAGUGUUCUUGACAUUGGUUGUGGAGUUGCGAGUUUUGGAGCAUAUCUUCUCCCGCUUAACAUCGUAACCAUGUCAUUGGCUCCUAAUGAUGUUCAUGAGAAUCAAAUACAGUUUGCACUGGAGAGGGGUAUACCAGCUACUUUAGGUGUUUUAGGGACAAGAAGACUACCAUAUCCGAGUAGGUCUUUUGAAUUGGCUCAUUGUUCUCGUUGCCGAAUUGAUUGGCUUCAGAGAGAUGGCAUUCUUUUGUUGGAAUUGGACAGAUUGUUGAGACCAGGUGGGUACUUUGUCUAUUCAUCGCCAGAAGCGUAUUUACAUGAUGUUGAAAAUCGAAGAAUUUGGGAUUCUAUGUAUGACCUUUUGAGACGAAUGUGCUGGAGAGUUGUUGCUAGGAGAGAUCAAACGGUGGUGUGGGCUAAGCCGUUAAGUAAUAGUUGCUACAUGAAACGAACUCUCGGAACUCUCCCACUUUUGUGUAGCUCCGAUGAUGAUCCAGAUGCAACGUGGAAUGUACUCAUGAAGGCAUGCAUCACCCCGUAUUCAACAAAAAUGCAUCGGGAAAAGGGGAGUGGACUAGAACCCUGGCCACAAAGGCUUACAACUGCUCCACCGCGUUUACAAGAAAUUGGUAUAAGCGUUGAGGAAUUUCAGAAAGACACAGACGUAUGGCAUUUCAGAGUGGCAGAGUAUUGGAAACAGAUGAAAUCUGUUAUACAGAGGAACUCAUUCAGAAAUAUCAUGGACAUGAACUCAAACCUCGGGGGAUUUGCUGCUGCUCUAAAAGACAAGGAUGUUUGGGUGAUGAACGUAGCUCCAGUUAAUGCAUCUGUCAGAUUGAAGAUAAUCUAUGAUCGAGGCCUCAUUGGAACAGUUCAUGACUGGUGUGAAUCAUUUUCAACAUAUCCCCGUACGUAUGACUUGAUACAUGCAUGGUCAGCAUUCUCAGAGAUAGAGGAGAGAGGUUGCAGCUGGGAAGAUCUGUUGAUUGAAAUGGACCGAAUGCUGAGACCAGAAGGUUUUGUGAUCAUCAGAGACAAACCUGCUGUCAUAAAUCAUAUACGUAAAUACUUGGCUUCUUUCAAGUGGGACAAAUGGUCUUCGGAGGUGGAACCUAGUACUGAUGCUCUCUCUACUACAACUGAAGAAAGAGUUCUCAUUGCAAGAAAAAAUUUGUGGGACGAAGAUUCGGAGUUAUAAAUCUGGUUUAAUUUACUUCAGCCGUACAUAUGAUCUGCUGUUUCCAUCUAGUAGUAAUUGUUAGGUGGGAAGUUAAAUCACUUUUGUCUUUGUUUUAUUUAUUAAUGAUGAGGAUUGUAUUCCAUUUUCAACGGUUCAUGCAAAAGUGCAUAUUUGUGAUACAUUUGAUCCUCCUCUGCUAUUAUAUUACAUCCUGAAUUAAAGACAUGCUAUUUUCUUUA
Erythranthe guttata (spotted monkey flower) is the source of this 2417-nucleotide messenger RNA. RefSeq names its product S-adenosyl-L-methionine-dependent methyltransferases superfamily protein. Gene Ontology annotation, molecular function: methyltransferase activity. Gene Ontology annotation, cellular component: endosome; trans-Golgi network; cytoplasm. The record is from RefSeq and is a predicted model, not a curated record. Lineage: Eukaryota; Viridiplantae; Streptophyta; Magnoliopsida; Lamiales; Phrymaceae.